Messenger RNA from Puccinia triticina, 1989 nucleotides. RefSeq lists its product as uncharacterized. The transcript has 3 exons. The record is from RefSeq and is a predicted model, not a curated record. Bases 1 to 1989 code for a protein of 662 amino acids. NCBI's taxonomy places the organism in Eukaryota, Fungi, Basidiomycota, Pucciniomycetes, Pucciniales, Pucciniaceae.
AUGGCGGCAAUGCUCCACUACGAGUCGUCUAGCUCGGCUUGGUCACUAGACUCCGCUGCUCUACCAAUCACGCCUAGUUUAUCUGUCACCAGCAAAGACGAAACUUUAGAAUCCACCUCACGAGCACCAACCUUGCACGAGAUUCCCCGCUCAUUUUCAGCCGCACCAUUCCUGAAUGCCACCACCAUCUCGCUCUCCAAAUCUGAAACAAACAUUUUUAAUCUCGCUAAGCCCUUCGGCGCCAUCUCACCAACCAUAAGACCUUCACCAUCACUCUCAACUCUUCAGCAAAAGUCCGAAAGAGCCGAGCACAAAGAGCCAACGUCUUUUGGUCCACACGGCAGGCGCAGGUCUAAUUCUCUCUCUGAACAAACCUCCCCGGGCAUUGAUAAAGCGAAUUCAACGCUCGCGCCGCUUUCUGAGCGUCGCCGUAGUGAAACAUCCCGCUAUCUUGGUACCGAUGAUUUCAAAUCCGCAUUCGCAACCAACCUGCUAAAACUCAAGCAACGCGAGAAAGUGGACGGUGAGCCAGCAUCACAAGCUAGUGACCUCACAUCCAAGACAGUGGAGAUGGGUGGCACCCUUCCCCCAGCUGUAAAUUCUCAAAUGAAAGCAAUGCCUUGCGAGCUUCCCUUGGUGCGAGCAGUGCAAUCUGAUUUGGUUGAUGUCCAUACUUCAAUGGUUCAAGUGCGAGAAACUCAUGGUGCACCAACGCGGAAGGCCCACAAUGCAGGCCAAAUCUCCUCCACGGUUGGCCAAUUAAUGACUCUUCCCGCGGAAGAUCUUGAGGCUCAACUCGAAAAGCAUUUCAACCGACUCAAAUCUGAUCGAAUGGAGGACGAACUGGAAGCGAGAAACGAGGUUAUCUCGAUACUAGCACAUCAGAUGUCCAAUCAGCUUGAAGUCAACGAUAAAUUGCUCCACGAGUUGGCCGCCUUGAGAGCUGCAUAUGCUAGCCUACAAUCCUCCUGCACAGACUAUGUGGAUGAGUUGGAGUUUUUGAGAAUGAAACUUCGGGCGAUAGAGGCGGAAAAUGAAGUCGACCGCUCAAGACGCGAAUCCGAGGAUAAGCUUCGGGGUCUUGGACAGAUGGUCCACGAAAGCAAAAAAGCCUUCUGCAGGUUACAAGCUGAAGUCCUUCAUCAAGACAAACGUCGAAGCCUUCAAAACUAUCAUCUGGAACCCCGGCGCAACUCAUCCUUUACUCUCGCUGCCGAAGCUGCGGAAGUCUUAAGUUCACCUCGGCGCAACUCAUCCUACGUUCUUGGUAGUCAGACGGCUGGAGUACUGAAUACAUCAAGCAUCCUAUUACUCAGCUCCGAGAAUCCUCAAAAGAUGCAUGGAGGACCGUUGACGGCGCCCGGACUUACCAACUUAACGUUCCCAUUCAAAUCGGCUGAACCAAAGACAUUCUCAAUUAACAGUAUGGGUAGGAAUCUCUCAGCACCGGCUUCCAAACCAACCAACAAACCAGCAAGACCACCCAAGAGUGCCGCACGCUCUAAUCCAGCCUCUCCAGCAGCAAACAAAAUCCCAAGGGGUCAAUCUGCGAAAUCUGUCGCGGCACCCAGCCGAGCGAACUUCGGAACUCAGACAUCUGAACUUAGGGAAACUGAAGAGCUUGAGAAACUUAGGAAAAUGUGUGCUCGACUCGAGCUAGAACUGAAUGAAAGUGAGGAUUCCCGGAUGGCAUCACAAGACGCGUUAUGCGCCUUACGAAAUUACAUUUCUAGUCAGCCACAAGCUGGCCUAUCGGCCAUCAAACUACCACCAUUACCCACAGACCUGCAAGUAGAAGACGGCCACGAAGAGGCGCUUAGUAACCGGUGGAAUAUAUCCAACUUCGUGUCCCGCUCUAAUCCUCUCAAAUCCAGCGGUGCUGGGUCCGCAAGCCCAUACCUCAAAUCCCCCUCUGUUCAAGGGAGUCCCGCGUUUGGAAACGCCUUCAGUGGGUUCAACAUUUGGGGUCGAAGUCCCGUUCUGGGAUGA